Messenger RNA from Saprolegnia parasitica CBS 223.65, 312 nucleotides. RefSeq lists its product as hypothetical. The coding region runs from base 1 to 312 and encodes 103 amino acids. NCBI's taxonomy places the organism in Eukaryota, Oomycota, Saprolegniomycetes, Saprolegniales, Saprolegniaceae. The transcript has a single exon. The record is from RefSeq and is a predicted model, not a curated record.
AUGCCCGUGAGCACGCACGCUGUGUGUCAGCUCUGCCGCGCGUUCAACUCGCUGCUCGAGUCGCACUGCAAAGCCUGCGCGGCACCCUUAGCCUCUAUUACGUCCAAGCUCAAGGCUCUCUUGAAGCGCUUGGCCGUCGCCAAGAAGAACGGAUUUGAGAUCGACGACGGUCUUUUCUGCGACUGUUGCGACGCACACCAACCGAUGGAAGCGACAAUCUGCGGCGUCUGCGAGGAAGAGCUUCCAGACGACCACGAGAAGCUGUCCAUCCUCAUUCUACGCAUCGAGCAAGCAACCAAGUCCAAGGCCUAA